AUGUAUAAUUUAUUAUCAACAUUACUUAUAGUGAAUUGUACAGGUGACACCAAAAUGGAACAGGAAUGUCUUAAAAGUGCAGCACUAAAGAGAAACCGUGAUGAGUUAGAGGCACUUAAUGCGGAAAAAGUUGUGUUAGAUGCGAAUAGGAAGGUUGCUGCAAAGAACAUAAACAGCAUGAUUAUCAAAAUAGCAAAUUUAACGGAAUUACAUACUUGCAUAAAGAAGGAAAAAGAUAAUCAUGAAAAACUGAUUUACGUGAUACAGCUGUUUGGAGAAGUACUGAAAGCAGUAGUUGUAUUGAAAAAGAAUGGUGAGGAUAUAGGUGAUAUACUGGUACAUUAUUUAGAGAUAAGAAAAGUGAUAAUGAAGAUACCUGAAUUUAUGACAAUAUUCUACCAAAAAGAAUACGAUCAAACAUUGGAUGAAUUUGAAAAGAUCAAAUAUGCCAAAAUACAUUGUAUCAACGUGUACAUAAUGAUGCUAUCAACAAGACUGACCCAAGUUAACAAUGAAAUGAUGGUAUUGAAAAAAGAAGCGAACACACAAAAUGAGUAUUUGAAUCAACUAAUUCAUGAUAUUAAGAAACUAAGGAACAAGAUUUUCUAUAAGAAAAGCUUAGAAAAGAAACUGGUGCAAUAA
Messenger RNA from Enterospora canceri, 642 nucleotides. The record is from the annotation of a GenBank genome assembly. NCBI's taxonomy places the organism in Eukaryota, Fungi, Microsporidia, Enterocytozoonidae.